UAAAAAUCCAUUCUUUAUGAGAUUUUGAUAAAAACUUCAAUUGACAAAAAAAAAAAAAUGGGUGAUGAUUGCAGCAGCUUUGACUGCGCAGAAACAACAACUGACCUUCUCUGUAAUGAAGAAACAAAAGGGUUCUGCUUCUUCGACGAAGACGAGGGUAAUUCAGAUGUUCUUGUUGAAAAAGGUGUGAUCUUUAACAAUGGCGGCGGAUCACCGUCGGAUUCGAAAACGGCGUCGUUUCGUCUGCCUUUGUUGGGUGAAGAGUGCAUCCGUUGGAUGGUGGAGAGAGAGAGGGAGCACUUGCCCAGAGAUGAUUACGUCAGCAGAUUCAGGUGUGGACAGCUGGAUUUCAGUUUGAGAAGACAGGCCCUUGAUUGGAUGUUUAAGGCUUGUGGUCACUACAAUUUUGGAGAAAUGUGUCUAUACUCAGCAAUGAAUUACCUUGAUCGAUUCCUAUCUGUGUAUGAAUUGCCUGUAUGCUCAUUGAAAAGGGGAAAUGAAAUAUGGGCAAUUCAAUUGGUGGCCGUCGCUUGUUUAUCAAUCGCAGCCAAAAUCGAAGAGGUUAACGUUCCGUCUACGGUGGAUUUGCAGGUGGGUCGACCCAAGUUCUUGUUCGAAGGAAAAACGAUCCAAAGAAUGGAGAUGUUGGUGCUGAGUCGACUCAGUUGGAAGAUCAAAGCGUACACACCGUUCAAUUUCAUAGACUAUUACCUCACAAAGAUGAAUAACGGCGAAUUCCCGUCAAGGGAUUCGAUCGAUAGAUCACUCCGAAUCAUAUUAAGCACAAUCGAAGGUAUUGAAUUCUUGGAAUUCAGGCCAUCUGAAAUAGCUGCAGCUGUGGCUGUACAUGUUGUUUCAGGGGAAACACAACAAGAAAUUGGCAUUCUUGAUAGUUUUGUAGGAAUUGACAAGGGAAGAGUGGUGAAGUGCUAUGAAUUGAUAAAAGAAAUGGGAUCAAAAAAUAUUACUACUAGUAAUUAUUUGAAUUCAAGAAUAGAGCCAGAUAGCCCAAAUGGAGUGUUGGAAGCAGGGGUGUGUUUGAGCUGUAAUAAUAAAAGUGAUGAAAUUAGAACAGUUGAGUCAUGUCCAACUUCUUCUUCUUCACACACAACUCCAAACAAUAAAAGGAGGAAAAUUAGUGAUUCUUGAAAUUAAAAUAAAUAAUAAUAAUAAUAAUAAAAAAAUAUAUUUUAUGUG
Erythranthe guttata (spotted monkey flower) is the source of this 1197-nucleotide messenger RNA. Its product is annotated as cyclin-D4-2. The record is from RefSeq and is a predicted model, not a curated record. NCBI's taxonomy places the organism in Eukaryota, Viridiplantae, Streptophyta, Magnoliopsida, Lamiales, Phrymaceae.